Messenger RNA from Penaeus chinensis, 3402 nucleotides. It is a transcript of the gene ebi, whose product is annotated as F-box-like/WD repeat-containing protein TBL1XR1. Gene Ontology annotation, biological process: regulation of transcription by RNA polymerase II. Gene Ontology annotation, cellular component: histone deacetylase complex. NCBI's taxonomy places the organism in Eukaryota, Metazoa, Arthropoda, Malacostraca, Decapoda, Penaeidae. The coding region runs from base 104 to 1561 and encodes 485 amino acids. Gene Ontology annotation, molecular function: protein binding; transcription corepressor activity. The record is from RefSeq and is a predicted model, not a curated record. The transcript is spliced from 11 exons.
CCUCGAGAUUGGUUAUUGUUAUUUUUUGUGAUUUUAAGGCAGUAGUAUGAAUUAAGUGGCGAGAAGGGGAGACUUCGAGGGAUUUCCCACCGCAGAUUCCACAAUGAGUUUUACAAGUGACGAAGUGAAUUUCCUGGUAUAUAGAUACCUACAGGAAUCAGGAUUCUACCAUGCAGCGUAUGUAUUUGGUAUUGAGUCUCACAUAUCACAGUCGAAUAUCAACGGCGCCCUGGUUCCACCUGCAGCUCUCCUCAGUAUAAUACAGAAGGGAUUACAGUACACAGAGGCAGAAAUUAGUAUAGGGGAGGAUGGCUCCGAGAGACUCAUUGACAGCCUGUCCCUCAUUGAUGCGGUGAUGCCAGAUGUCGUUGCCUCCAGACAACAGCAAAACCAGCAACAAAAAGCUGUAGUCAAAACAGAAAUUCCCAGCACAAACGGUGAUGAAGGGACCACGGGAGAAAACAUGGAUGUUGACAACAGCGUGGAGAUCCCCCUCAACAAGGCAACAAUAUUGAGAGGUCAUGAAUCUGAAGUGUUCAUCUGUGCCUGGAAUCCAACCACAGACCUCUUGGCCUCAGGAUCAGGUGACAGCACGGCUCGCAUUUGGAACAUGAACGAUAACAGUACUUCUCCCAACCAGCUUGUCCUCCGUCACUGUAUUCAGAAAGGAGGCACUGAAGUUCCCAGCAAUAAGGAUGUUACCUCCCUUGAUUGGAAUUGUGAUGGAAAUCUCUUAGCAACUGGAUCAUAUGACGGUUAUGCAAGAAUCUGGAUGACGGACGGACGGUUAGCAUCUACUCUCGGCCAGCAUAAAGGACCCAUCUUUGCGCUAAAGUGGAAUAAGAAGGGCAACUAUAUUUUAAGUGCAGGUGUAGAUAAGACCACUAUCAUUUGGGACGCUUCCUCAGGGCAUUGUACACAACAGUUUGCCUUCCAUUCAGCUCCAGCUCUUGAUGUGGACUGGCAGAGCAACAAUUCCUUUGCAAGUUGUUCGACUGACCAGUGCAUCCAUGUGUGUCAGCUGGGCGAGAACAGACCUAUCAAAUCAUUCCAAGGGCAUACAAAUGAAGUUAAUGCCAUCAAAUGGGACCCACAGGGGAAUCUUCUGGCUUCCUGUUCUGACGACAUGACUCUAAAGAUCUGGUCAAUGCGGCAAGACACUUGUGUACAUGACCUGCAGGCUCACAGUAAAGAAAUCUACACUAUCAAGUGGUCACCGACUGGUCCAGGAACGAGUAAUGCAAAUAUGAAUCUUAUUCUUGCUAGUGCGUCAUUUGACUCAACGGUUCGACUAUGGGACGUAGAGCGUGGUGCCUGUAUACAUACCUUGACAAAACACUCAGAACCUGUAUAUUCUGUGGCCUUCUCUCCAGAUGGCAAAUUCUUAGCAUCUGGAAGCUUCGACAAAUGUGUCCAUAUUUGGUCUACGCAGACUGGGCAGCUGGUUCACAGCUACAAAGGCACAGGUGGAAUCUUUGAAGUGUGCUGGAAUUCUCGAGGAGACAAAGUGGGAGCUUCGGCCUCUGAUGGAAGUGUUUUUGUUUUGGAUCUGCGCAAGUAGUAGAAGGCGGUUAAGACUGAGAUGUGUGGUGAACUGUUAAGUUGAUGUGAAUGGGACAGACUUAUUGAAGAACAGAAUGGAAAUAAGGGUAGGACGCAAAAAGUGCUGUUAAGGAAAAACUGAGAAUAUGGAUAAUAAUUGCAGCUUAGAAAAUGCUUCCGAAGAGAAGGGAAAAAAGGAAGAAAAAAAGACAGAGAAAAAGAGGAGAGAUUGCUUGAGUUUCCUUGUUUUCAUUGAUUCUUAUACUAAAGAUGAUUCUCUAUGUUAAAUGAACAAAAUAAUGUUGUGCAUAGUGUGAGUUUACUUAAAGGGUAUAAUUUUGAAAACGGAAGAAAUGGUGAUGUUGGAGGAAAAGAAGAGGUUGAGGCGAGAAACGAAGUAAUGAAAGAGUUGUUCAUACAAAGCCUCUUUUGUUCUUGUGAGUUCGUUUGAGACAUACUUGGGUGCACUGUUUUCAAGUGGCAUUGUGAAUUUUUAUUGCAUGACAGGUAAAAAUGGUAGUUACCACCAUCUUAUUAUGUAACACUUUUUUUUUUUUUUUCCUUUUUUUUCUUUUUUUUCUUUUUUUUUUGUGCAUCAUUCACAUUCUCUUUAGAUACAUUGUUUUUCCUCAAGAUUAUGGUAUAUGCAGAAUUUGUGCAAUUUUUAGUGUUAUUAAUUUUUCGCAACUUUCCAAUUUUUAAAAAUAUAUUGAAGCCCAGUAAGCAACAACAGGGGAAAAAAGGUUGCUCAUGACUGCCAGAAGCAGAGAUGGUUUGCGCAUCGGGCCAAGGAGAUGGAGGUGUUGAGGCACCGGUAACGAGGUAGAGGGAUCUAGGGUGAGUAGGUCUUUCCUUCUGUCUGUCUUUGUCUUUUUAUCUAUUUAUUAUUUUCCUCUUUUCCUUACGACACUGUCAACUUCUGGCUCUCACAUGUUCAGGGAUUUAGCAUCAAAAGUUAUAAAAUAAAUCAGCAGAUUGUUAUUUUUAUUUUUAGUCACUGUUACAGGAACCUCAGCAUUGAAAUCACUUGGCCUCGUACUUUUGUUCAGAUCUUGCUCACAGGGUAGGCGGAAAUGUGGUUUGUUAGUACCUGUAUAUCAGCUUUUGGAUUUAUAGGAAGGGUUUUUUUUCUUUCAUUCUUUAUCCCUUGAUUUUACAUUUACACUUACGGUUUGACCAGGGAGUCUCAUACUUGAUUUGAAGUGAAAUAGUUGUUGUAUAUGUUGUGUAAUAUCUAUAGUUCUUGGGUGUUAUUUUUCCAGUUUACCAAUAUGUUUGUGAAAGUAACAUAAGACUGGAAACCUGUGUUCCAUUUAUUGAUAUAUGUAAGCAUUAUCCAUUACUUCAGACAUGGUUUCAGCAUUGAAUAUUCCAAGUGGUGUGAUCCCAUUAAUAUCAACUUAGGAUAGUGUGAAUGCCAACUGUUGCAGGUGGAUGGACGAGAUAGCCAACCUUCAGACAGCAAGUCAAAGUGACCUCAUAAACCAGAGUUUCAGCCAGUUACAAAAUGUCCACUUUUUUUUUAGUUUUGAAUGGAAGUUCCCCCUUGAAGUUAAUAAGUUUUAGGAGCUCGUAUUUCAAGACUCUGUCACAAAUAUAAGUAUAAUUUGCCUUGUUCUUUUCUAGGCUAGUAUAUACUAACUUUGUACCUACAGUGAUUUUAGAAUGAAGCUGAAAAUAUGGUAAAUAUUUCAUUUUUAUUACAACCUCUUAGUGAAAAGUGCGUCUCUGUCAGCAGCAUGAACGAAGUGGAAUCCUUUUUGAUGACAGUUUUCAUUAUUUUAAUGAAAGACAUGUCACCAGACACAAUUUUCCCAGUGUUUCAAUUUAUAUUUAAGAAUAAAUCACUAGUUCUUUUUA